This is a messenger RNA of Pelecanus crispus (Dalmatian pelican), 1415 nucleotides long. NCBI's taxonomy places the organism in Eukaryota, Metazoa, Chordata, Aves, Pelecaniformes, Pelecanidae. The record is from RefSeq and is a predicted model, not a curated record.
AUACAUGUGAAAGCACAUUUUGACUAUGAUCCCUCUGAUGACCCUUAUGUCCCCUGCCGAGAGUUAGGCCUAUCUUUUCAAAAAGGAGAUAUACUCCAUGUGAUUAGCCAAGAAGAUCCAAACUGGUGGCAGGCUUACAGAGAUGGAGAUGAAGAUAAUCAGCCAUUGGCAGGCCUUAUCCCUGGAAAAAGUUUUCAGCAACAAAGAGAAGCAAUGAAGCAAACUAUAGAAGAAGACAAGGAGCCAGAAAAAUCAGGAAAGCUCUGGUGUGCGAAGAAAAACAAAAAGAAACGGAAAAAGGUUUUAUACAAUGCAAAUAAAAAUGAUGAUUAUGACAAUGAGGAAAUUUUGACCUAUGAGGAAAUGUCACUGUAUCAUCAACCAGCAAAUAGGAAACGGCCUAUUGUUCUGAUCGGCCCACAGAACUGCGGCCAGAACGAAUUGCGGCAACGACUUAUGAAUAAUGAAGUGGAUCGCUUUGCCUCUGCAGUUCCUCAUACUACUCGGAGCAGGCGAGAGACUGAAGUAGCUGGCAGGGAUUACCAUUUCAUUUCCCGACAGGCAUUUGAGAGUGACAUAGCUGCAGGGAAGUUCAUUGAAUAUGGAGAGUUUGAAAAGAACCUCUAUGGCACUAGCAUAGACUCUGUGCGGCAAGUAAUCAACUCCGGCAAGAUAUGCCUUUUAAAUCUGCAUACACAGUCACUGAAGACACUACGUAAUUCUGACUUGAAGCCAUAUAUUAUAUUUGUUGCACCACCUUCGCAAGAGAGAUUACGUGCUUUAUUGGCCAAAGAAGGGAAAAACCCAAAGCCAGAAGAGCUGAGAGAAAUCAUAGAGAAGACGAGGGAGAUGGAACAGAACAAUGGCCACUACUUUGAUACAGCAAUUGUGAAUUCUGAUCUUGAUAAGGCAUAUCAAGAGUUACUGCGGUUAAUAAACAAACUUGACACAGAACCGCAGUGGGUGCCCUCUACCUGGCUACGAUGAGAAAGCCAUUUCAAGGGACAAGUGGACUUCAGUCUAGUAAUCUUCCCAAGGGGAUCGUGUGUUGGUCUGCCCAAUUCUAGUAUAAAUGCGUGUGAGCUCUAGACCUCAGUGGCUGCGUCCUUUGCCAGUGAAAUUGCGUAUUCUUGAAAAAAUACGCUAAUCAGCUUGUGAGCCAAUUUAACUGAUGUAAAGAUUGUCCAAGUUUACUUUCUCUGUGGUCUAGAAAUGGAGACCUUGUCAGUACUAAAUUCUAAAGCUUUAGAUAGAUUUUUCUAGCAACUACUUUUAUACAUAAAUCCACCUUUUUUACCUAGAAUCACCCUUAUGAAAUCAAAGAUUUUAAGUGUGUGUGUGUAUAUACAGUCCAUGCUGUCACAUAGUUAUAAAUAUGAAUGUUAUUUAACACUUAACUUAAUGACUUUGUGGGA